GUCUUUUGAAUGUACGUCAAUGUAGCGGUAUGCUUUUAUCGUCCAUUCGUGAAUGAUGAGCACCUGUCGCCCAAAGGUGAAGGUCAUCGUCGGCGGUCAAGUUUCGCCGAGUAAUGGCGAUGGCCAUUAGCUGGAAUCAUUGGGAUAUGUGAUGUUUUGGGACAGACUGAAAGCUGUCGUUUUAAGUUCAGUGACUUUCGUCUUUGCUGUGGUGCCCCGGUCAACAAUGGCGUGGAGAUCGAGCGGUACCAGCAAUUCCAACCUCGUAGACAACUUGCAUGCGAAUGGCAUAAUCAAAUCUCCACAAGUUGUUCAAGUCAUGAAGGCUGUAGAUCGAGUACACUUCUGCAAGUUCAACCCGUACAAUGACUCGCCCCAGAGUAUAGGAUACGCUGUAACAAUUAGUGCACCCCACAUGCAUGCACAUGCCCUGGAGCUGCUGUCGGAGAACCUGAAGGAGGGUGGGCGUGCCCUGGACGUGGGAUCAGGCAGUGGCUACCUCACAGCUUGCAUGGCACUUAUGGUGGGGGAGAAGGGUGUGGCUGUGGGUAUUGACCACAUCGAUGAGCUUAUCCAGAUGGCUACCACCAAUGUCAGGAAGGACAAGAGCCUGGGGAAACUUCUGGAUAGAGGUCAGCUGAAACUUGUUCUGGGUGAUGGCAGACUAGGCUAUGAGGAGGAUGCACCCUUUGAUGCUAUACAUGUGGGAGCUGCAGCCCCGGAGCUGCCCCAGGCGUUGGUGGAUCAGCUGAAACCAGGAGGACGGCUGAUCAUCCCAGUUGGAGGUCAAGGAGAGAACCAGAAGCUGAUGCAGAUUGACAAGACCCUUGAUGGCCAGGUGGUCAGGAAGAACCUGAUGGGAGUCAUCUAUGUGCCGCUGACCAGCAAGGACAAGCAGUGGCCCAGGUACAGUCAGUGCUGUCUGUUGUAAGGGGAGCUCUAGUAGACCCAAGCCAGAGCUGUGAGUACAAGGAGCCAUGCCCAUGACCGCAGUUCGAGUUUCAGUGAUAGUCUCCAACUGUCUAAUCUUGCUGACCUUCAUGCUUAUCUGACAGCCUUGACCUUGAUGUGAUGAGGUCGGCACUAAAGUCAGUGUGGUCUUACCAUACAGUAGUCACCACGGCAACUGUAGAGCUACAUGCCAGCUGAAACAAUGUUUCUCACCUGACUGUAAUUGUGUUGAUUUGUUUUAACCACUGUUCCCCCCCCCCGAGUUACGUUUUACGGUUAACAUUAAUUCUGAUACAUGUACCACACUGAGCUUAUUACUUGUUACAGUGAAAGAUACAUUGUAUAGUUUUGUUCUUUAUCUUAGUGUAGACCUGCAGUGCACUUCAGCAUAUUUCAUGUUAUAUUUUGUGUACAGGUGAGAGUGGGACAGUUAAGUCCUCUUUAUGCUGAUCAUCCCCAACCCAAGCACCCUGUCCGUAGUGCAGGCAGACCACAAAUGUAGGAACCAGGCUAGUAGCCUGCUCCACUAUAUCAGAUCUCUUCUGGCAACUUCAAUAGACGUGCCAAGGUAACUGUUGGUCUGCUCUGAACCCUUCACUUCCAACCUUGUGUGUUUCGGUGAGAAACAGGUGAUGUGUCCAGGUGUACAUAUGUCACUAUGCCAAGUGUAUAUAUAUGUCGCUGACUGCCGGAGAGGGGUGUAUAUUUCAUGCAGCUGUCAGCUGGAAUGGUGUCAUUUGCACAGGUAGUCUGUCACUGUUGUCAUAAUAUAUAAAGGUGACUCACAUUUCAAAAUGGAAAGUUUAGCACCAAGCCCUCUUUUCAGUUUCAAAUGUUUUCUUAAUCAUUGAAAUGUUUGGAUCACAAUGGAGUAAAAGAAUAUCAAUUGAGAAGUCAAUCUCUUGAUAAUAGUCUGUAGUAUAUAGUAUUGUCUAAAUGGGCAGUUAUUUAUAUCAUCUCUGAACACCACUCACUGUUGCUGAUGCUGCUACUAGACCUAAAACCUAACUGGUCAAUUUCCUGUUCUUUGCAAAGGCUAUAGUGGACUGUUACCAACCUCAGCUGAUUAGAGCAAACUGUCCAGCUCCAUUUUUGUGCUUGUUUUGUAACAGUUUUGUACAUAUUUGCUCAAUAAAAUGCUUAAAAUAG
Molecule: messenger RNA, 2100 nt
Organism: Haliotis rubra (blacklip abalone)
Lineage: Eukaryota; Metazoa; Mollusca; Gastropoda; Lepetellida; Haliotidae
Product: protein-L-isoaspartate(D-aspartate) O-methyltransferase-like
Exons: 8
Coding region: 152-931 (259 amino acids)
Biological process (GO): protein modification process
Cellular component (GO): cytoplasm
Molecular function (GO): protein-L-isoaspartate (D-aspartate) O-methyltransferase activity
Source: RefSeq, a predicted model, not a curated record